Neogale vison (American mink) is the source of this 11626-nucleotide messenger RNA. It is a transcript of the gene CDK6, whose product is annotated as cyclin dependent kinase 6. The record is from RefSeq and is a predicted model, not a curated record. The coding region runs from base 478 to 1458 and encodes 326 amino acids. Gene Ontology annotation, cellular component: cytoplasm; nucleus; cyclin-dependent protein kinase holoenzyme complex. Gene Ontology annotation, biological process: protein phosphorylation; regulation of cell population proliferation; signal transduction. The transcript is spliced from 8 exons. Lineage: Eukaryota; Metazoa; Chordata; Mammalia; Carnivora; Mustelidae. Gene Ontology annotation, molecular function: ATP binding; cyclin binding; cyclin-dependent protein serine/threonine kinase activity.
UCUGCGCUCGCUGCGGUCCCUUCUGCCAGCACACCGUGGGGAUCGCGCCAUUUGUUUCUUUAAUUCCUGGCAGCAGGCGAGCGGGCCAGCGGUUGCGGGGCAGGUGGAAGGAUUGUGGACUGAGACGCGCUCGGGCAGAGACUAUGUAAUCGCUUCGGUGUCUGUGCAGAGGACUGCGCUUCAGGGAGGGCAGAGGAGGGAUCGGCUCGCUCCUUGGCGACUCGGCAGGCGGAGUUUCGCGGCGGCACCAGCGUUGGCGCCCGCCCGCGGGGAGGUCGCUCCAUCCAGCCCCAGCGGCCGCGAGAAUCCGAGCGCCUGAACGCGGUAGUCAGCGGGGGCGAGGGAGAGCGAGACCGAGCUCCGGGGCGUGAGGGAGCGGGCCGGGGAGUCCGGGGAGAGGCGAGCGGCGGUCGCGAGCGAGCCAAGCGCGCCCCCCGCCCGUGCCAGCGGUGCCGCGCCGGGCGGCGUCUGGGCGGCAUGGAGAAGGACGGCCUGAGCCGCGCGGACCAGCAGUACGAGUGCGUGGCGGAGAUCGGGGAAGGCGCCUAUGGGAAGGUGUUCAAGGCCCGGGACCUGAAGAACGGAGGCCGUUUCGUGGCGCUGAAGCGCGUGCGGGUGCAGACGGGCGAGGAGGGCAUGCCGCUCUCUACCAUCCGCGAGGUGGCGGUGCUGAGGCACCUGGAGACCUUCGAGCACCCCAACGUGGUCAGGUUGUUUGAUGUAUGCACAGUGUCACGAACAGACAGAGAAACCAAACUGACAUUAGUGUUUGAACAUGUCGAUCAAGACUUGACCACUUACUUGGAUAAAGUCCCGGAGCCUGGCGUGCCCACUGAAACCAUAAAGGACAUGAUGUUUCAGCUUCUCCGAGGUCUAGAUUUUCUUCAUUCUCACCGAGUAGUGCAUCGUGACCUAAAACCGCAGAACAUUCUGGUGACCAGCAGUGGACAAAUAAAGCUGGCUGACUUCGGCCUUGCCCGCAUCUACAGUUUCCAGAUGGCUCUUACCUCAGUGGUCGUCACGCUGUGGUACAGAGCUCCAGAAGUCCUGCUUCAGUCCAGCUACGCCACCCCCGUGGACCUCUGGAGUGUUGGCUGCAUAUUUGCGGAAAUGUUUCGUAGAAAGCCUCUUUUUCGGGGAAGUUCAGAUGUCGAUCAGCUUGGAAAAAUCUUGGACGUAAUUGGACUCCCAGGAGAAGAAGACUGGCCUAGAGAUGUCGCCCUUCCCAGGCAGGCAUUUCACGCAAAAGCUCCUCAGCCGAUUGAGAAGUUUGUAACAGAUAUUGAUGAACAAGGCAAAGACCUACUUCUGAAGUGCUUAACAUUCAAUCCAGCCAAAAGAAUAUCAGCCUACAGUGCCCUGUCUCACCCAUACUUCCAUGACCUGGAGAGGCGCAAGGAGAACCUGGACGCCCGUCUGCCACCCAACCAGAACAGCUCAGACAUGAACACAGCCUAAGGCCCCCGCCGCUGCCUUGUGCUGAUCACCUGGAGAACACCCUUGGUGGCUGAUGCCACCCCCUCCCUCACCCUGAGUAAGCCCCAGCAGAGCUGCUGAGGAUCACUGGCUGGGGACCUUCUAGUUGCCGUCUUCUGGACGGGCUCUGCUUCUCCAUGGAAACCGCUUAGUUUACUGUUUUGAAAUCAAUGCAAGAGUGAUUGCAGCUUUAUGUUCAUUCGUUUGUUUGUCUGUCUGUUUGUUUCGAGAACCUGGAAAAAUUCCAGAAGAAGAGAAGCUGCUGACCAAUUGUGCUGCCAUUUCAUUUUUCUAACCUUGAAUGCUGCCAGUGUGAAGUGAGCAAUCCAGGCACAGCUGAGUUAUGAUGUAAUCUCUCUGCAGCUGCCCCAGCCUGAUUCGGUACUUUUGAGUGAGAGUGUGCGUGCCUGUGUGUGUGUGUGUGUGUGUGUGAUUCUUGUUCUCUUAAAGUGUUACUUUCUGUAAACAACAAGAAGAAUUGAAUUUGAAAGACUCAAAACGACCUAUAAAUAACAGGUUUCUGUUGACUACAGGUGAUUUAUCAGAAUGGGCUUCUUGAAUUAGAAAGUUGAGCCCAUGUCCUCAGAAUUUCAUGGUCAAAAGCAGUAAGUUUGCUAGCAUUAAAAGGUUCACUAUCUAGAUGAGGUUUUAUACACACAACAAAAGGAAAAAAAAAUACUGGUAUCUUUUAAGAGACCUGUUUUUUAAAGCAUACAUUCUAGUUACUCUUCCAAAAAAGCUGAAUUUACUCAGUAUAAGUCCAUUUUAACUUGUUUUAUAUGCUUUUAUUGUUUCUUUUGAAAAAUACCCUUAUAAGCUUUUUCUUACUUGCUAUAGAUAUAGGGAGUAUACCUCAAAUAGGUAAAAUUGUCAAAAAAAAAAAAAUUAGAGAAAGCCUUUAUUUCCUGAUUUGAAAUCUAUUUCCUUCUUGGGUUUUGUUGUUACUUUAUUUUGCUUUUGAUUUUAGGAAUUUGUCAGAAACUGUUUGCUGUCUUGGUGUGGAGAGUAGUUCUCUCUGACCAGAGACAGGAAUACCAUUUAAGUUUUCCCUAUUACACUGUACGUUUUCUACCAUGCACUGCCUUGUUUGCAAAGUGUCCAUCAUAUCUAUCCCCCAAGACCUCUAAUAUAUAGUACUACCAUUACAUAACUGAUAACAGAUUGCCCACACUUUUCACAAACACCUCCUGCUUGCUUGCUUUCAGUGACCCUUUUGUGAAUACUUAGAUUCAGAUUGUGGCUUGUGGCUCCGAUUUCGCGAUCCUAACAGGGCCCCCCCCAGUAGGUCCUCGUUCUCCUGCAUUCUUCCUACCUGGCAUUCAUUGUUGUUAUCUAGGCAGUGAGUAGAGGACUGGUUCUUCUCUUAUCACCAGCACAUAGAUUGCUUUAAACUGUUACUUAGUGUUUUACAGUUUUUGUAGAAUAUAUUGUCAGAAUCAGAGGGAUGUCUUUAACUGUUGUUUAGAAAUCUAUAUUUACUCUCUAGAAUGAUAUUUUCUCCAUCCCCUAGGCUGUGCUUGUUCCUAGUGCCUUGUGCCUACUCCUCUUCUCUGCAGAGCCAGAGUGACCUGGGCAUUGGGAACAGCUUUAUUUUUUUCUCUUGCCGUUUUCUCUACUGUUCUUGAUGUUCCAGUGUCAUCUCUGCCUUAUAUGUGAUUCGUGCUCAAAGACACAGAGAUUAAGCAUCUUUCUGGAAGUUUAGCUGUCUUUGCUUUCUGACUCAUGAUUUGAGUGCGUGCAACAGUUAGACUAUGUUUAGAGUUAGGGUUUUCAAAAAAUGAACAUUGCUUCCCUCAGUAGAAAAUGUUCCAGAUGAUGUUUAUAUGUUGUCAAGCCUUCCUGAAUUCUUCACAGCUCAGUAUUUCUAUACUACCAUAUUGAGCAAGAAAAAAAUUAGGAGACUUUUCUCCUGGAAAGCUUUUUUGGGGUGGGAAUUACUCUUUUUUAAUAUAUACAUUGUUUAACAUUUUUCUAACUCAGUAACUUGAAGGGCAGGAAGAUUUGUCUAAAACCGGAUACAAAAUGAGAAGAUGGGCCAUAUGACUGUUUUACGCUUUCUUCGUUGUUCACAGUAUUGAUUAUGCUUUGUUAUCCCUUAUAAAUGCUUGAGAUAUAACGAAUCCAGAGCAUGGGGGUUGGGGGGCGAUGUCUCUCUUGGAACAGCGAGCUCUGCUUUUCCUUUGACGGCAGGUCAAAAUACCAAGACAUUUUUGCUGGGGCCUAGACAUUUGAGUUUUAAAACUCACUGCACUGAUUCGUCAUGUGCUUUUUGUUUCGCAUUCACGAUUAGAGUGUACAUAACUUGACUCUGCUUUUUUAAGUUUUUCCUGAGUUCUCUCGAGAAAAAUGCAGCUGUUCUAAACUGGAAUUUUUCAGGAUUCUUGAGAAUUUUAAACAAGUAGAGAGCCCCACUUUAUUUCUAGCAUAUACUUUUGGUUCAUUUCUUGGUAGUGUUUAUUUAAAAAAAAAAAAAAGGCACCAACAGUUUCAGCAUUGGAUACUUGCAGAUUAUCCUCGGAGAGGCAGGAGGAGGAGGUGCUUCAGCCUUUCUGAACUUUGAGAGUCUGACCCCAGCUCUUCCAUGCGUACUUCUUGGGAGUUGAGUGAUUACCCUCUUGCUUUAUGUCUUGUAUAUCUGGCCUACCCGUUCUCGAAUGCAGAUCCCACAGAAGCACCCUUAGCAUUAGGGCACCUGGACACGUAUAGCAGCAUAGGACCUGACUGAAUACAGCUUAUUCUUUUGUGACAUAUAGUUUCAAAGGUCUUUGCCAAAAGUGAAGGCAUGGUUAGCUGCAAAGGCCACACUGCCCCAGGGGUAUACUGAAGCCGCUUAUAACAGUAAAAAUCUGGGGUCAGAUUGAAAAUCAUGUUCGCAUUUCAUAAGAGAACUGGUGCUGGCCUCUGGCUGCUGGUUUCUACGUGACAGUUGUUCUGGUGGUCCAGGCACUGUGGGAACUGUGGUGUGGGCUGGAAUUCUAACAGUCCCACUGAAGAAUAAAAGAGACACCUGUCCGUUUCAGCAUCAUAAGCUAUCAUGUGGCAAAGGAAAUAAGGCCUUAAUCUUCUAACCUUAAAAACGUAGCUUCCAAGGGCUUUUAAGAACUCAGUGCCUUGGUGCCUCCCACUUUUGUCUCUCCUUUAAAGUGGACAGGAGCCCAAGAAGCAAAGAACCUGUUUUGGACAAGAGCUCCGAGCCAUUUUAUCCCUCUGUAUUCUCAUGAUUUUGUCUCAGGAAUCGCACACUAGGAAUGGCACACUUUUCAUUUAGCCCAUUGUGUCUUACGGAAAAAUAGUUCAAAGUAUUUACCUCAGAGUAAAAUCUCUACCUUUCUGUUUUAAGUAAAAAUGAAAAUUUCAGAAUGCACGGGAUAUCAUAAAGAGAAUUUGUACCCCUUACUAAAGAUUUUAUCUUUAGUUUGAUGACUCCAGAAUGCGAUACUGUCCAUCUUGGAAAAAAACCUAAAUAGUACCAAACAUCGUGAACCUUUAAUUAUGUAUUAAAAUUGAGCUUUUAACUACAGCUGCUUCUCUUAAAAGUGGUGCCUAUUAAAGUCAGUAAUGUAAUCCUCAUUCCUUUAUGGAAAUUAAAAUCAUGUAAGCUUCAAAUACAAACAUUAAAAUUCUGCUCUUCAAAUAAUUGCUUCUUAUAAGUGACAGCUGGACUCUUUGUAUGAUAAGCACACAAGAGAGUAUCUAACAUUUUCCAAAAGCAGGCUUUUGUUGCAUCAUCAGGUCUAAGAAAGAGUGAUAGAAAAAGUUAACAAGCCACUGUAAUUACUUAAUUGUGUUAGUACAGAAACUAUAGAAUAUUUACCUUGGAAAGAAAAUGUUGAAACAUUAUAAAUUCUGAGGUAUUGAUAGAAUUCAGAAGAACGCAUGUUUUACAUUGUGACACAUUAAAACAGUGUCUUUUAUUUUAUAAAAAUAAAGAUGUGACAUGAUUUCGAAAUCUUUAAAAGUUCUAAAACAGUGGACAAUGGAUAGAAGAAAUUCAGAAAAAAGUGAAGGUUUUCAAAAAAGGGUAGUUUCAAAGUUAGAUAUAUUUUGAAGGAUAGAUAUUAACAAAUAUAUUGUAAGAAUUUAUAUUACAGUCCCCUGGCAACUAUGAAAUCUAUAUGUUCUAAAACAUGUCUUACAGAAAAGCUGUUCCAAAGCAGUUGCCAUUUCAAAUAUCAGCCUGAAGAAACUAAACUACCUGACCUCCUUUCUUAGUUUGUGGGAGGAAGCAGCUAUGAGAAGCUACACUUGUUAUACAAGCCUAAGAGUGUUCGUUGUAAGAAAUACAUAUACAUACUGAAUUUUUAAAAGGCACGUUUCCUGUGCCACCAGGAUUUUUUUGAAAAACUGAAGCCCAAAUCAUGUGCAUCCAGUACAAUUCAGAUGUAUAACUAGAAACAUAGCUAUGUGCUCCUUCCCCACCAUGGAGAAACUUCUCGAGGCUACCCAAAAGCCUGUCCAGCAACGUGAGCCCCCAGACAAUUAACAGUGGUGUUUUCCUCCACAAGCACAAGAAAACAGCAUUUUCAUUUCUUAUCCAUGCAGUUUUCAACCUCUUUGUGUUACAUACCUAUAUCUCAAGCAUUUCUAACUUGUACUUUUUCAGAAAAUAAACCCCAAGAUUCCUCUGGCCUUUUCUAUCUUCUGAUGUUUGUAUACAGCAGAUAUGUGAAAGAGGAGGGGUCUGAUUUUAAGUGUUUGUUUUUUUUUUUUUUUUCUCAGUUGUUUGUUUGUCUUAAUGAAGUAUGAAUCAGCUUUUUCAAAAUGUUUUCUAUUUCUUAGCAUUCCCAGGGAGUUUAGAUAAAUGCAUGAACUUCCAUCAACAUAUUUAUGUUUCCUUUGAUACUGGUGCUCGGGCCUUCGGGAAGAAAACAAGAGCCUCUUGAAAACUUAUACAGGCUUUUUUUUUUUUUUUUUCCCAAGUAUCUACUUAAAAACUAUUACAGCAGUUUGAAGGUUGUAAGGUAGGAAAGGGAAACGAUUUUUCUUGCAAAUGUCUGUUUUAAAUUUCACACUGACCUAAGACAUGGGCUUUCUUGUUUCAUUCCAAUAUAUUCCACAAGGUGGCACUUUCCGGGGGGGGGGGUGGAAUCUGAGUAAGGCGAAAGACAAAACUUCAUUCUAACUUUAUUUUUCUGCACAUAUUAUACUCUUGUAAAAUUUUACUCUUGUAAAAAGCACUUGUUUUUUGGGGAUGAUUGACCUUAAUAUUUUAGUUGUUCGCUAGGUUCUGAACAAUUGUCUGAAGGGGAGUUGUACUUGAGAGUGAAUAAUGCACCCAUUUUGAUUUUUAAGUGCAUAAAGAGAGCCAAGACCUAUUUUCCAAGAAGCAUUUUUUUUUGAGGUACCUAAUUACCUCACUCUUCUAGGUGCAGAAGUUACAAUAGACUUAGUAGUUAAAAGGCAACACUCACCUGUGACCUGGAUAGUUUCCUUAGGAGUGGAAAACUCCCGUGGCCUCAGCCAAAGUACCUGUACCCCCGUCUGGUGUUUUCCCAUUUCCUACCAUGAUGUCUUUUUUAAAUCCUCAUUUAGAAAUCAGGUGAGUAAAAUAAGUAACAUUGGUAUUUAAAUAGACAAUUUUUUUCUGAAGAAUUGGCCAUGCUGAAACAGAGCCCUUAUACACUAAAAAGGCAUGGUAAUUUCAUCACAAGUGUAAAUUCACAAGAAGUGCACUUUUGUAAAAAUCCUGUCCAAGCAUGUGAGCAUAAUAACCUAGGAGUAUAUUUACAUAAAUCUUUCAUUUCUCCACUUGGGAAGUUCUUUAACAACUUUCUCUCUGUAUCUAUAUAGAGAUAUACCCAUACACUGCUAUGUUUUAAUUCACAGGUCUGCUCAGAGACUGAUCAUCCCCAGAUGAUUUUAGAUAAUUUUAGAAAUCCUUUUCCUCAGUAAGUGUUACAGAAAUUUAGGAGGAAGACAGUUAUAGUACUUUUCAGAGUUGCCUUAGCACCGCAAAACAAAGGCAGUUUACUCCUCCUGCGGGGCGGAAACUCCAUAGUGCUUGCUUAACUUGCCUGCAGAGUAGCCGGCAGGCAAGUCUCACUAAUACAUUCUAAAUCGAAACACCGAAACACCGCACAUACUAGGGGCUGGCCAGAGCUCUUUGGGGACUCCUCGGCCUCAUCCCUCUGCUCAAAACCCCACCAAAGUAGAGUCCAGUUUAAGCCUCUAAAUGGAAAGCCAAAUUCAGACCUCGAAUUUGUUACCAGUUGGGCCAGUCUGAACUCAACUUGCUCGUGAUCAGCACUAGACGCCCACCUGAAAACCCCCCGAGGGUACGCCGCGCAGUCACCCCGCCCCUUUGGCAGUUGAGUGGUAGUGGGCGGAGCUGGCUGGGACCUGAAACCUAGUACACACCCGGUGGGGUACGGCCGGCGGUCCAUGUGCCCUGCUGCUGUCUCAGAGGCAUCUGUUCUGCAGUCCUAGGAAGUAGAAUGUCCCUAGAAGCAAACGGGUGUCUUCUGUGCAUAAAUAAAGUACAACACAAUUCUUUGAAAGUUCGGGUAUAGUAAUAAUAGUAUAAUAAAGAGAUGCCGCUCUGUGUGAAGCAUGUACCGGGCAUCUCUAAGCUCAGCUUUUUUUUCUUUUUUUUUUUUUUUAAGAGAAGAUGUAUAAUUACAAGAAAGAUUUUUUUAUUUUUUUAUUUUCUAUCAUUCUACAUAUAUGGUGGCAAAAGAUAUGCGUGGAAAAGUUUUGUUUUGAAAAUUUGUUUAUUUUCUGCCUUGGCGAAAUCUCCUCACUCUCUACUUUUUACUUUCUACUUUCCCUUUUUUUGGAGGGGGGGUGUCAAAUAGCUAAGGGUAAAUAAACCAAUUAUCUCACAUAGUAGGAGAUUUUCCUGUUUAGAGGACCUUGUGUAUGAAUUGUUUCAUCAAGCAAGUAACUCCUUCUCUACCUUAGGACUUUGGAUUGUCAAAUACAGGUUUCCUUGAUAAAGGGGGCAUAUAACUACAUAUUGCAGUAAGGACCUAUUACUGUAGCACUAAGGAGUGAGCAUAGAGCCACACACAGUUACUUAAUUUCUAACGCUCUGUGGUUUCUGGCCAAAUUCUGCUGACAUGCUUAGGUUACAGUCCUGAAGAUACCCAUCCUACUUGAAAGUUUCUAAUCUUAAGUUUUUUUGAAAUGCAAUAAUGUGUAUUAGUUAGCAAUACUUCUGUGAUCACCAGCAACUUCUAAUUUAACCUUAAAGUCUGAAUAAUGAAAAUAGUCCCCAGCAGUAAUACAGUUCUUGAAGUACCAAGUACAUUAUAUAGCUUCUCAGUUUGGUCCUGUGUUUGCAGCAACAUCCACGUGAAUAUUAUUGUUUCUCACUUAUUUUGUAUUCAUGUGUUUUACUAUGACCAAUAGUAAAUAUAUUAGUUAGUACUUGGGAUGAAUAGCAGCAACUACCCCUAAAAUCAGCACUUAUCAAGGUGGAGAAUUUCUAUUUCAAGUUGUUCUACACUUGCAUAAAUUAUUUCUAUUAUUAUUCAUGUAUGUUAUUUAUUUCUGAAUCACACUAGUCCUGUGAGAAUACAGCUGAAAGGAAAUGGCAUUAGGUUUCACAUUUAAUGUUCAUUAUCAGGUCUUGAUGGAGCUAAGUAAAUUAAAAUUAGCCGAAGCCCCGAAAGCACUGCAUGCAUUUUAACAUGAUGAGUAGAAUUCAAGUCUGUAGGGGUAGUAUUUUUGUGUCUAGGUGUUUUACCAUUAUGUAAAGGAAUAAAGCAAAUGACUUUGUAGUUCUUUUGUCAGAGAUGCAUAUAGUAUAGUGUGAAAAUACAGCAAAAAAAUUAAAACCAGAUAGAAAAGCAUCCAAUACUGCCUUAAUCUGGGAACUAGGCCAGACGGCUCUCAGAGUUAAGAUGCCAGGCAGAGACAGGUGCCUGGCUGGUGCCUUCUCAUAUCUGGCCUUGAGAAGCUUCCUCCCUGCAAGCUUGUGCCCUCAUGGUUGUUUUGUGCAGUAGUGGGAACAGGUAGUAGCUGUUUCAGGGAGAACAGUGUGAGAGUUUCCUGUAGAAGCAAACUGUCCACUUGUGCCUUGGGGCUUCCAGAAUGUGUCAGAUGGAGAAAUUCAAGUUUCUGCGCUGCAAGCAACUUGGUUUUGUACAGAAGCAGUUCAGUCUGGUAACAAACCCAAGGACUGCACAGACAGUCGUCAGCAGUGGGUGUUAACAACCAACAGUCCCUAACACCUCAGAAGCUUGUGGCAUUUCUGGUUAUUUUAGGUUUUGAUCUGAAGGUUCAUUGGCAAGUGUUUGGUAUAGAAGAGCAGUAUGUGUUAAGAAAAGCACAAUAUUGGUUCCCGUAGAGUGCAGAUUAGAUCUAGAGGGUUUUAUAGGAUUACCAUGUCAGAGAUGUGUCAGUGCAUGUUUUCACUGUAAAGUGUAUUAGUGUAGUGUUUCUGCAUUCCCAUAGGGCUUAGUUAAAGCUUUAGUCUAGGUUUUCAGCAAGGCUGUCCUACCCAGUAAGCUUUUUUUUUUUUAACUUUUAUAAUAGAAAAUGUGUUAAAUGUAGAAAAAAAAAAUCUUAAUUUGGAUAUUUGACCUGUUGGUUUCUGUGUUUGAAAUCGUGGUUCUGGAGAUGUAGAGAUUGUGCAUGCGCAUGUCAGAUACUAAUCUAGGCUGUGUGAACCAGCCCAGGAUAACCAGUGCUCUCCCAUCCCCUGCAUCCUCCCUCCCUCCCGCUGAGGUGCUCCCUGCCCCCAUCUGGCCUGUCUGCGUGGUGCUCUUUAUCCUCUUCUGCCGCUCUUUGGGCGGCGGGGACAUGAUGAGAGGGAGGCUUCAGGCAUCACAGGUGUGCCUGCUCGGGCUUGGCCACCACUAUUACUUGACCUUUGGCUGGGCACGAAGUGUGCUCACAGCACCAAUCCCAAAUGCCCUCUGGCAUGUUUGUGUGCAUCUUAACUUCAAAACCAAGUCAUCCUACAGAGCAUUCAACUUUGGCUGUGGUACAAAGAAAUGAAACAAGACUAUAAACCACAUUCCAGGCUGCUGUUUUCUGUCCAUCUAUAGGCCAUAGUUUUACCGUAUUUCUUCGUACUUGAAAUUCAUUCUGCUAUUUUAAUAUCAGGGUACAAACUUACAAGGGUGCAUGUUCCUUAAAGGUGCAAAAUGACUCUCAUUCCGUUUGCUCAGAUCGCUACAGAAUGCUGUUUUGGUGCUUUGUAUUGAGCAGGUCAAAGGAGCGGUAUGGAAAUCACUGGAACACAGUCUUAGGAGAAUGUUGGCAGAUGGCUUGGUAUAUAUAGAUAGUGCUUCUGCUCUUCUCUCCGUACGUAAGGGUGAGAGUUACCACACUGGCCUGUUGGGUUCAUGUGGGUAUCCUUUCUCACAGAGUACAGAAACCCUGUGCUCUCCCCAAAUGUGGGUGUGCGCAGCUCUUUGAAAGCAGAGACCUUCCUAUGUACCAGAUCAUUUAGCCCCCAAAGAGAAGUGGCCAUGGGUGUAGAUAGGAGCAGAAUGGGAGGGGCUCUCUCGCUCUGGCAAGCGUCCCUCCAUACAAAAAGCUCUCCUGGGACAAAAAAAAAAAGAAAGAAAGAAAGCUUAUCUGUAAAGUUACCCCCUUCAUAGCACCCUGAGCUAAAUGAUCUUGCUUCUUUCCCUUUAGGUAGAUAAAAGUACAGGUCAGUUUAUCUAGACUCUUCCCACCUGAAGAGGAAAAUAGAAAAGUAGAUUGUUUUUUAUCAUGUAAGAUAUAUAAUCCAAGGACUACCCAAACUUACAUUAAAUCCCCCAUCACUAGCAAUCUGUUCUAAAAAGUAGCUCAAGUCAAAGAUGCUUAAAUGACCUGGACUGCCCAAGGUCAGGGGCAGUCAUUCUAGCAUGUGCCUUACUCUAGGACUCACUUGGAGAGGGACAGCUGCCAAUGUUGACUCUGUUGCAAUGGCAAAGGUAACAUGUCAGAAAAUCUAGAGGGUUGCAGAUCACAAAUCCUUUGGAAACUGGAUGUCUUACUGGGUGCUAGAAUGCAAAUUUAGGUAUUUAUUGUUGGGUAAUGGAAUUCAUUGUUUUUUAAGAAUUAGUGUUGAAACAUCACUGUCCAGUUCAUUGUUUUCACAUAUGCACAAGCUAAAUUGAAGCAAAAAGAGAAUGGUUUGUAUAUUUGUCAUACCUUUUGUAUUUCUUACAAUAAAAAUAUUGGUAGCAAAUAAAAACCAUAAAAACAGCCA